AUGGCGACUCCAUCCACGUCCCGUGCUGCGUACGACGUUCUCACGCUCCCGAGUCUCGCGACCAUCAUCUUCGCCUAUCAAGGCACUGGCGUCUCCACGUCACUCGCGCUGGCAUUCCAGAAGCACAAGACAGUGCUUCGGCAACUCUUCUCACGGCCCACGAACGUACAUGUGGAGAUCUUCCGCGGCUACGUCCUGUGCAAGCUUAUUGCUGCCAAGGAGGUCCAGUUGGCCCUCGAGCUACUGGCCGCGUUUCCGGAGCGCGACAUGCUCGCACUGCCACCAACCAACAAAAAGUACGUCUACACAAUCGACAACGCCGUGCGCCUGCAAAGCGUUCCGCUGCUGACAAAGCUGCUUGAGCGGGACUUUGGCAAAAGCUCGAAAGCCGCGAUGGACGCGGCGGCGACGGACGGCAACUUGGUCAUGGUGCAGCUGUUGCACGAGUACCGCGACGACGGCUGCACGUACAACGCGCACGUCCUCGCGAUGAGCGAGUUCCCGGCCCUGUCAAGUUUGAACCCAGCGACGUCGCCUUGGGAGCAGCCAUAG
Saprolegnia diclina VS20 is the source of this 552-nucleotide messenger RNA. RefSeq lists its product as hypothetical. The record is from RefSeq and is a predicted model, not a curated record. The coding region runs from base 1 to 552 and encodes 183 amino acids. Lineage: Eukaryota; Oomycota; Saprolegniomycetes; Saprolegniales; Saprolegniaceae. The transcript has 2 exons.